UCGGGGUCCCGUUAACCGGAGAUAUGAGUGGGGGAGGGGGGAACAGCUCGGCUCCCGGACGCUUCGCCGACUAUUUCGUUAUCAGCGGUCUGGACACCGACACCGGGCUGGAACCGGACGAGCUCUCCGCGCUCUGUGAGUACAUUCGCGCCUCUAGAGACAGAGACGGUCUUGGACGGUUCCAGUCGUUAGCGCCAGAAGGAGAGAAUUUCGAGCAGACCCCCCUCCGCCGCACCUUCAAGUCUAAGGUCCUAGCGCGAUAUCCGGAGAAUGUGGAGUGGAACGCCUUCGACCAGGACGCGGUGGGCAUGCUGUGUAUGCCCAAGGGUCUGUCGUUCCGGACUCAGGCGGACUGUCGGGCCCCUCAGUUCCAUUCUUUUAUCAUCACGCGGGAGGACGGCUCCAGGACGUUCGGUUUCGCGCUCACCUUCUUCGAGGAGGUCACCAGUAAGCAGAUCUGUAGCGCCAUGCAGACCCUGUACCACAUGCACAACGCAGAGUAUGACAUCAUACACAUGUCCGCCACCAACGGGGGCAGCAGCGAGUGCCCGGAGGACUGCACCGACUCCUCUGUCAGCAAACUGCAGCGCUUCAACUCCUACGACAUCACGCGCGACACCCUGUAUGUCUCCAAGUGCAUCUGCCUCAUCGCCCCCAUGUCCUUCAUGACCGCCUGCAAGAAGGUUCUAGAGCAGCUGCACCAGGCCGUCACCUCCGCCCAGCCCCCGCCACUGCCCCUGGAGAGCUACAUCUACAACAUCCUCUACGAGGUCCCUCUGCCCCCGGCCGGGAGGUCCCUGAAGUUCUCCGGGGUCUACGGGCCAAUCAUCUGCCAGAGGCCGAGCACCAACGAGUUACCGCUAUUCGACUUCCCUGUGAGAGACGUCUUCGAGCUCCUGGGGGUGGAGAAUGUCAUCCAGCUAUUCACCUGCGCCCUUCUGGAGUUCCAAAUCCUCCUCUACUCACAGCAUUACCAGAGAUUGAUGACGGUGGCGGAGACAAUCACCGGCCUGAUGUUCCCGUUCCAGUGGCAGCACGUCUACGUCCCCAUCCUGCCGGCCUCGCUCCUGCACUUCCUGGACGCCCCGGUGCCAUAUUUGAUGGGUUUACACUCCAAUGGUUUGGAUGACAGGUCGAAGCUGGAGCUGCCGCAGGAGGCUAACCUCUGCUUCGUGGAUAUAGACAACCAUUUUAUCGAGUUACCAGAAGAUCUCCCCCAGUUCCCCAACAAGCUGGAGUUCAUCCAGGAGGUGUCGGAGGUCCUCAUGUCCUUCGGGAUCCCACCCGAGGGGAACCUGCACUGCAGCGAGAGCGCCUCCAAGCUGAAGAACCUGAAGACGGCCAACAUGGUGUCCGACAAGAAGAACGGGAACCUGGCGGGGUCACCUCUCAAUUCCUUUGAUCUCCUGAAGGAGAAUGAGACGCUGGCGCGGAUCCAGGCGCUGGUGAAGAGGACGGGCGUGAGCCUGGAGAAGUUGGAAGUUAAGGAGGAGACGGUCGGUAAGAAGGACGCGAAAUUCCAGUGCGACGAGGAGGAGCUCCGCGUCCACCAGCUGAACAUCCACAUCCGCGAGGUCUUUGCCAACCGCUUCACCCAGAUGUUCGCCGACUACGAGGUGUUCGUCAUCCAGCCCAACCAAGACAAAGAGUCCUGGUUCACCAACCGCGAGCAGAUGCAGAACUACGACAAGGCCUCCUUCCUGUCGGACCAGCCAGAACCGUACUUGCCUUUCCUCUCGCGUUUCCUUGAGACGCAGAUGUUCGCCUCCUUCAUCGACAAUAAGAUCAUGUGCCACGACGACGACGACAAGGACCCGAUUUUACGGGUUUUCGACGCCAGAGUGGACAAGACGCGACUGUUAAACGUCCGGACGCCGACCCUGCGCACCUCCAUGUAUCAGAAGUGCACGGCCUUCGAGGACGCAGUGAAGGCCAUAGAACUGCGACUAUCCAAGAUGGAUCAUACCGCCAUCCACCCGCACCUCCUGGACAUGAAGAUCGGACAAGGGAAAUAUGAGCCGGGGUUCUUCCCUAAACUGCAGUCAGAUGUGCUGUCCACCGGACCCGCCACCAACAAGUGGACUAAGAGAAACGCGCCGGCACAAUGGAGGCGGAAAGACCGACAGAAGCAGCACACCGAGCACCUGUGGCUGGACAAUGACCAGAGGGAGAAAUACAUCCAGGAGGCGAGAAAUAUGGGCACCGGCAUCCGUCAGCCCAAGCUCUCUAACCUGUCGCCCUCCGUCAUCGCCCAGGCCAACUGCAAGUUCGUAGAGGGUUUGCUGAAGGAGUGUCGUAAUAAGACCAAGAGGAUGCUGGUGGAGAAGAUGGGCCGGGAGGCGGUGGAGCUGGGCCACGGGGAGGUCAGUAUCACCGGCGUGGAGGAGAACACGCUGAUCGCCAGCCUCUGCGACCUCCUGGAGCGGAUCUGGAGCCACGGCCUCCAAGUCAAACAGGGGAAGUCGGCCUUGUGGUCCCAUCUGCUCCAUUAUCAGGACAACCGGAGGAGGUUGAACGCCGGGAGCCUCAACUACACAGAAUUAUUUCUGGAUAUUGAAAGAAGGAAAUCUGAUCCCAAUCCAGUGAUGGCUCCGAUGAAGAUCUCGCUGGUCCAGGACAUGUUGCACAUACAGAAUAUUGGGGAGAUAAAGACGGACGUGGGGAAGGCUCGGGCCUGGGUCAGAUUGUCCAUGGAGAAGAAACUUCUGUCCAGACACCUGAAACAACUUCUACUGGAUCAUGAAUUAACCAAUAUCUCGGGUGAGAUGGGUGAGACGGGUGUCCGGCAGGUUCCCAGGAACAUUCUGGAGAUGACCCUGGAGUGCCAAAAUCUCGGCAAGCUGACGACCGUGCAGAUCGGACACGACAACUCCGGGCUGUACGCCAAGUGGCUGGUGGAAUACCUCAUGGUCCGGAACGAGAUCACCGGCCACACGUACAAGUUCCCCUGCGGCCGCUGGUUGGGGAAGGGGAUGGAUGAUGGGAGUUUGGAGAGGGUCUUGGUUGGCGAUCUCCUGACGGGCACGCCGGACACCGAGGAGAGACCCUGCCGGACACCCCCGCUGCAGCACUCCCCGGGCAUGAUCCGGAGGCUGGUGGCCAUAUCACCCAACAACAGACCCAGACUAAACACCGGGCAGAUCCAGGAGGCCAUCGGAGAAGCUGUGAACGGAAUCGUCAAACAUUUCCACAAGCCAGAGAAAGAGAGGGGGAGUCUGACGCUGUUGCUGUGCGGGGAGUGCGGUCUGGUCGCUGCGCUCGAGCAGGUUUUUCAGCAUGGAUUCAGGUCUCCGCGACUAUUCAAAAGUAUCUUCAUCUGGGACUUUUUAGAGAAAGCACAAGCUCACUAUGAUGCCCUGGACCUGAGGGACUCCGCGCUGGGCGAGGACUGGCAGAAGAGAGUCCUGACCUUCAGCCGCUUCAUCACUGCCAUAAACAGCACCCCCAGAAACAUUGGCAAAGAUGGAAAGUUCCAAAUGUUUGUGUGUCUGGGAGCCCGGGAUCAUCACUUGCACCACUGGAUCGCCCUUCUGGCCGACUGCCCGGUCAUAGCCCAGGUGUACGAGGACUCGGCCCUCAUAAAGGACCACACCCUGGUCAACUCGCUGAUCCGCGUCCUGCAGAUGCUGCAAGAGUUCAACAUCACCCUGGAGAGCUCCCUGAUCAAAGGGAUCAACAUCUGACCCCCCCCACAGCAUAGCCAAACCCAGAGAUCUAUGAGUACUGUGCACGGAGCGCCCCCGUGUGGUCUAUUACAGAGUAUCUCUAUUUAUGUAAACGCUAUAGGUUACAUCCUUUCAUAUGAGAGAGGUGACAGUGAAUAUCGCACGGCUUAUUGUCAAGCUGUCCUAUUUACUCGCCAUGGAGCCGCGUUCCGAGCCAUUCACAGGAUCAUGUGGAGAGUCGCCAUCUUGGUUGUCGUUUUUCCGUCUGUUACAUUUUUGGGAUAUUUUUGUUUUUGUCGGCUCCUCAUCCCUUUAUUUGCUGUUACAGGAAAGAAACAAAAAAAAUAAUCUAUAUUUUUACCUUUUUUCAUGCUCGCCGCCGUGUUUGGGGUCAUGUGGGGUUUUCUCGUCAGUAUUACCUUGUGAUUAGCGGGAGAGUCUUUAUAUAUUGCGCCAUAAAUGCACAGAUCACGUUUUUUAUUAUUCAUAUGCCUUGUUUUAUUUAUUUAACUCAUCAUGUUUUCCUAACUGUAGCCUGCCCCUCCCCCGGCACUGAGGGCACAUGAUGACGGAGGGCGUCCUCUCUUUCGGAUCACCCUCUUCCCGCUGAUUCGCCCCUUGUCCGUCCGGAUCACAGCUGAGAUUUACUUUAUGACGUAUUUUAUCAGAGUUAUUUAUGCUGCUUCAUGUUUCUCCAACAUGCAAUAAACAAGCGGCGGUCCGGCUGCCCAUCGUCUCAUGCUCGCCCCGCGCCACCCCCCGGUUCAGGUGCAGGAGGCAUUUUGCACAGAUCAGGUUACAAAAAAAUAAAUUUCAUUAAUUUACACAA
Hyla sarda is the source of this 4494-nucleotide messenger RNA. It is a transcript of the gene DENND5A, whose product is annotated as DENN domain containing 5A. NCBI's taxonomy places the organism in Eukaryota, Metazoa, Chordata, Amphibia, Anura, Hylidae. Gene Ontology annotation, molecular function: guanyl-nucleotide exchange factor activity; small GTPase binding. The record is from RefSeq and is a predicted model, not a curated record.